Messenger RNA from Mauremys mutica (yellowpond turtle), 1342 nucleotides. RefSeq names its product immunoglobulin superfamily member 1-like. The record is from RefSeq and is a predicted model, not a curated record. The transcript has 10 exons. Lineage: Eukaryota; Metazoa; Chordata; Testudines; Geoemydidae. The coding region runs from base 1 to 1209 and encodes 402 amino acids.
AUGGCAUCUGCUCUCACCGUCCUCUUCCUCGGCUGCUGGCUGGCCGGGCGGAGCGGGGUGUCAGGAAAGGGGUCCCUCCCCAAACCCUCCAUCUCCGUCAGCCCCGGUGGGGUGAUCCCCUUGGGGGGAAACAUCACCAUCCGGUGCCGGCAUCAGCGCCUGGGCAUGAGGUUCCUCCUCUACAAGGAUGGAGCUGGGAACUAUCUGAAUUACACAGACCCUGCCGGCUCUGAGGCUAAAUUUCCCAUCACCAGCGCCAGACGGGAACACGGAGGCAGCUACACCUGUCAUUAUAGCAACAGAACAGACCCACCUGCCUACUCGGAGCCCAGCGACCCUGUGCAGAUUAUCGUAGCAGAGCCCAGCUACACCAAACCCAACAUCUCCCUGCGGAGCCGCAGCUGGGGGGUCUCCCUGGGGGGAUCCGUGGCCAUCUGGUGUCGGGGGCAGCACCGGGGCAUGCGGUUCGUGCUGAAUAAAGAGCGAUGCCGUUUCCAACCUGUGGAUUCGAACGAGUUGGAGGUUGUGUUUCCCAUCAGCAACGUGAGCCGGGAGGACGGCGGGAGCUACAGCUGCUUCUAUCACAACAGCUCGGAGCCGUUCAACGUGUCGUACCCGAGCGACCCCGUGGAGCUGGUGGUGAGAGAUCCCAGCUUACCCAGACCCAACAUCUCCCUGAGCCCCACUGGGGUCACCGCCUCAGGGGCAAACGUCACCAUCCGGUGUCAGGGGCAGCACCGGGACGUGAGGUUCUUCCUGCACAAGGCUGGAGACCUGAACCCGCAGCGACACAUGGACACUGCUGGGGCCGGGGCCGAGUUCCGCAUCCCCAGCGUGGGCCAGCAGCACAGAGGGAACUACAGCUGCAGCUACCAGAACCGAUCAGAAUCAGAGCCCUUCGUCUCCUCGCAGCCCAGCGACCCCGUGCAGCUGGUGGUAGCAGGGGGAUCAGAACUGAAGCUGAGCAUCCCCAUCAUCGCCGGGGUGAGCGCGGCAGCCGCCAGCCUCCUCCUCCUCGUGGCCUUCCUCUGCUGCAGACGAACCCGAGGAGGGAAAGGACCAGCCCCGAGACAGAGCAGGGAGUCCGAGCCUGCAACCACAGUCUACGCCCUCAUGGAUGAAGGGACGCAGAUGGAUGUCCUGCCCCAGGAGCCCGACCCCGGCGCCGAGGGACUCACCUACGCCGAGCUGGACCGCCAGGCACUUUAGGCCAAGCGGGGGGGCCCAGCCCCUGCCCCCGAGCCCGUCCUGUACGCCGCCAUCAAUGUCAGCUAGGAGCCCCACAGGCAGCGCCCCUGGGGUGCAGGGGAGCCCCCCACCCACCCGCAUAGCGUGAACCCAG